Molecule: messenger RNA, 1002 nt
Organism: Effrenium voratum
Lineage: Eukaryota; Dinophyceae; Suessiales; Symbiodiniaceae
Source: the annotation of a GenBank genome assembly
AUGACAUCCACCCGCCUCACGGUGAUGCAGCGUCUUCGGCCUCUUUGCCGACACUUCACUGCCGUUGCGCGAAAGCCAGUGACGGCAGUGAGCUGUGUGGAUGGGCAGCCGCAAUCGGUGGCAGCAGCGCGGCUCUUGUCGCGCAUGCUCCAGAACGGGGACUCUGCUUGGGUCUACCGUGCAGUCAAGUCCACACAGCAGGCUUCGCCGGAGGAAGCGGAGAAGCACAGCAGCAGCGAGAAUGCGGCGCAGAGCGAGGCCGAGACAGUCGCGAAGGCGCUGCGAGAGGCUACGGGCCUGGGAGAGGCCAUCCGGACCCACGUGCACACGGUGAUGUCCCCGGGGGCGGCGGUGAUUUCCUUCGUGGGCCGGAAAGGGGCGGACAUGGUGGCCAUGGGCUGCCAUGGGCCGGGCCGCGUUCUGCACAGGUCGCUGGCCAGCUAUUUGAUGCAGAGCUACGGGGACAUCCGGCUGCUGGUUUGCCCCCUGCAGGAGUGGCGGCCCUCACAGGAGAAGGGCCUCAAGUACACCGUGGUCUACGACGGUUGCACCACCAGCCAGCACGCCUUGGAGGUCCUAGCCAGUUACACCACCAGCGAGGACACCGUGGAGAUCCUCCACGCGCACGUGGCGCCGCAGCCCGCCUCCCGCGGCAAGUUCCGGAGCUCCACGCCCAAGCCCUCCGAAGAGGAGGUGCAAAAGGCCGCGCAAGACUCAAUGCGACUCUUCAAUGAGGCGAAAGAGAUCCUGAAAGGAGUAAAGGAGGUGAAGGGAACGCACAUCGAGGUGCUUCCAGGGCAACAGCUGGGUGAGAUGUUGCUAGACACAGCCAUCCGGAACAGCUGCGACGUGCUGGUUGCUGGAACUAAGUGCAUGCCUGGCAUCGGCACCUACUUCGACAGCUUAUUGAAGGGGAGGACCGUGGUGGGCGUGCUGAAGUCUUCACUCACAACGCACUUGCUCAACAACGCGGUGGAAGUGCCAGUCCUGUACAUUAACUGA